This is a messenger RNA of Scaptodrosophila lebanonensis, 915 nucleotides long. RefSeq lists its product as uncharacterized. Bases 1 to 915 code for a protein of 304 amino acids. Lineage: Eukaryota; Metazoa; Arthropoda; Insecta; Diptera; Drosophilidae. The transcript is spliced from 3 exons. The record is from RefSeq and is a predicted model, not a curated record.
AUGUCGUUGCAUGUGCUGCUCUGUGUCUGCCACAUUAUCACAUUUUUCAACGCGCAAAAAUCGUUUUGCGAGUUCUGCGGUCUCUUCAAUAUACGCUAUGUGGAGAAGACCCAUAGUUUUGCCAAUGCACAGCAAGUAGUGACCUAUUUAGUCUGCAUCAUUGCUACCUUUUCGAUAUUAUUUUGUUACAUUUUUCGGGAGAGUAUGAAUACCGACAGGUAUACUUUUCAAUUAUACGUGCUGACUGGCUUGGUAUUUCUUAUAUCGCGGCCCUAUCUGCUGGACGUGCUUAAUCAGAUGAUUCAGGUCCAUCGCUUUCUGGAAAUGGCUUUGGGCGAGUUGAUGUGCACAUCUGUCGUGCGCGCCUCCAUUUGGGCCUACGUCUUUACGGGGGAACUAAUAAUGAUCUUAUACUGGCAACUAUCGACGUAUAACGCCAUGGGGAGGUGUCUCCUGUUUUUCGUCCUCUUAUUCCAUUAUCUACAGAUGAUGUUGCAUGUGAAUUGCUACCUUUGGCUCACAUGCCUGCAUGUGGCUAUGAAUCGGGUCUUCACCGAAUUGCUGACCUAUAAGCAACGCCUCAAGAUGUUACGCCUAGUGCUGUGUGCGCAGCCAUCGUUACGCAGAAUCGAAGAGGCCAUGCAAAAAUAUUUUAAUUACUACAUUACAAUGUCUUUGGUGGAGAUUCGCUAUGUUAGCAAUCAGUUGGUCCUAUUAGCAACGCUAUUAUUAGUGGCUAGGGAGUUUAGUAAGGAGCGGAGGCUCUUCGAACAAAAUUUGUGGCUACUAAUAAAUAAGCCACAUGAUUUCUAUCGACGCCUACAGGAUUACAAGUUUUUCAAGCCGUACAUAAAACGUCUAGACCGCAGACUGGACAUAGUGGAUUUUAUGGUAUGCAUAUCAGCCACACAUUGA